CUUUCAUAAUACAACUAAUACUUGGUUAAUUUCUGUUGUGCUCUGAAAACACGAUAUCAGCUAUGUCUCCCAAUACUGUAGUGCCAGAGCCACUGCAGAAUUGCUACUGUCCAAAGACUAGUGGGACAAAGAAAAAAGAAGCAAGCGAACUUAGAAAGACAAUGAAACCUUUGAUGGAGAAAAGAAGACGGGCUAGGAUUAAUGAAAGCCUUAACCAGCUCAAGACUCUCAUCCUCCCUUUGAUAGGAAAGGAUAACUCCCGUUAUUCCAAACUGGAAAAGGCUGAUAUCCUGGAAAUGACAGUGCGCUUCCUCAAAGAACUUCCCAGGACCCAGUCAAUGCAAAAUUCAUCAGAAAGCUACAAUGACGGAUAUCGAGCAUGCCUCCAACAUCUCACCCACAUCCUACCUACUUGCAGUUCACUAGACCAAGACACCUGUCAUCGUCUCUUGGAGAAUCUACAUAAGGCAUCAGAGCUACAGCGGUCUAAAUCCCCAUGCCACAACUGUCCCUGCAGUCCUCCAGCCAGCCCAGUGAAUCUGUGUCAGAAUGCUCAAGCACAGGUCCAUCUCAGCCAACCUCAAACCUCUGGAAGUUCCUGUAUUGUCUCUAGCUCCUCUGGUUCUUCGUCCUCAACUUCACAACAUUUCUCCAGACCUCAGCUCUCGGUGCUUCAGCAAUCUAACAGGCCUGUUUGGCGACCUUGGUAGAACUAGUGAAAAAGACUUACAUAUGAAACUUUUUGCUACAAGCUGUUUAUAAUGUAUAUUACAUUAUGCAGUGCAACAAACUGUUAAUGUGUACACACCUUUUGAGGGGAGGUUUGCAGUACAUUUCAUGAAGAAAUAAACACACACACAAUAUAUAUAUAUAUAUAUAUAUA
Messenger RNA from Protopterus annectens (West African lungfish), 883 nucleotides. RefSeq names its product hes family bHLH transcription factor 2 (gene HES2). Gene Ontology annotation, molecular function: protein dimerization activity; DNA-binding transcription factor activity, RNA polymerase II-specific; RNA polymerase II cis-regulatory region sequence-specific DNA binding. NCBI's taxonomy places the organism in Eukaryota, Metazoa, Chordata, Ceratodontiformes, Protopteridae. Gene Ontology annotation, cellular component: nucleus. The coding region runs from base 63 to 710 and encodes 215 amino acids. The record is from RefSeq and is a predicted model, not a curated record. The transcript has 4 exons. Gene Ontology annotation, biological process: regulation of transcription by RNA polymerase II; anterior/posterior pattern specification; regulation of neurogenesis.